This is a messenger RNA of Mercurialis annua (annual mercury), 3743 nucleotides long. Its product is annotated as ubiquitin carboxyl-terminal hydrolase 8. The coding region runs from base 208 to 2763 and encodes 851 amino acids. The transcript is spliced from 13 exons. NCBI's taxonomy places the organism in Eukaryota, Viridiplantae, Streptophyta, Magnoliopsida, Malpighiales, Euphorbiaceae. The record is from RefSeq and is a predicted model, not a curated record. Gene Ontology annotation, biological process: protein deubiquitination. Gene Ontology annotation, molecular function: cysteine-type deubiquitinase activity.
UCACAUAAAAAAGAAGAAGAAAACUCCAUCUCUCCCUUUCUUUUCUUUUUCUUUCUCUCUGUAUUAUAUGCAUUUUUCCGGCCCAAAAAUAAGAUUAGAUGAGAUACGUACAUAGCUUAGCUUCAUGAUCUGCAUCUUCUACUUGUAACCCCUUUAUUUCUUCUCUCUCUACAAUCACAGACACAAACACUCUUUGUCUCUCUACAAAUGGAACCCAACAACGUUCAAAAUAAUGCUCAAGUUUCAUCUGAAGAUCUCUGCCAGUCCGACCAGCGUCUUUAUUUUGUUCCUUACAGGUGGUGGAUGGAUGCCCAAGAUUCAAUUGAAUCUGAUGAGAAGAGGGGGGUUCUUUAUACGGGUGCUUCCGGUUCUUCGUAUGGGGGGCCUAUGAAGCUUAUCAACAACAUUUUUAACUCGGAUCUUGCGUUUAAUUUGAGGAGAGAAGAGGAAUCGCUGCAGAAUGGCGAAAAUGGCGAAGUUGGCGUCUCGGGGGGAGACUAUGCGUUGGUUUCUGGUGAAAUGUGGUUGAAGGCGCUUAAAUGGCAUAGUGACGCUAAAGUUGCAUCCAAGGGUAGUAAAACCUUUUCUGCUGCAGAAGAUGAUAUGUCAGAUGUCUAUCCGCUGCAGCUAAGGCUUUCUGUUUUGCGAGAAGUGAACUCAUUAGGCGUUAAAAUUAGCAAAAAGGACAAUACAAUUGAACUUUUCAGAAGAGCCUGCAAGAUAUUCAAUGUUGAUUCUGAGACGUUACGCCUAUGGGACUUUUCAGGGCAAACAGCCCCAUUUUUUGUAAAUGAGAAAAGUAAAUCCCCAAAAGACUCUCAGCGGCAAUUGGAUCAAGAGGUUCUCCUGGAGUUACAAGUUUAUGGAUUGUCAGAUAACAUGAAAUGCAGAGAAGGGAGAAAGGAUGAUGCUGCAUCACAUUAUAAUGGGACAAAUUCUUCUGGAACUUUACUUAUGAAUGGUAGUUCCGGCAGUAUUACCACCAGUUUUUUCCGUAGUAAUUCUUCAGCUCUGUUUGGAAAAUCUGGAGAAACAGGCUCUUUGGGAUUGACAGGAUUGCAGAAUCUUGGAAAUACUUGCUUUAUGAACAGUGCCAUUCAGUGCCUAGCACACACACCAAAGCUUGUUGACUAUUUUCUUGGAGAUUAUGGGAGGGAAAUAAAUCAUGACAAUCCAUUGGGCAUGGAUGGUGAAAUUGCCCUAGCUUUUGGGGAUUUAUUGAGAAAUUUAUGGGCUCCUGGAGCAACUCCAGUUGCACCUAGAACGUUCAAGUCAAAGCUUUCUAGAUUUGCUUCUCAAUUUAGCGGAUUUAAUCAACAUGAUUCUCAGGAACUCCUUGCUUUUUUGUUGGAUGGUCUCCAUGAGGAUCUCAAUCGCGUAAAAAAAAAGCCUUAUGUUGAAGCCAAGGAUGGAGAGGGUAGAUUGGAUGAAGAAGUUGCUGAUGAAUAUUGGCAGAAUCACGUGGCUCGCAACGACUCCAUCAUUGUUGAUAUCUGCCAAGGUCAAUAUAAAUCAACAUUAGUAUGUCCCGUUUGCAAGAAGGUGUCAGUUACAUUUGAUCCAUUCAUGUAUGUGUCACUACCUUUACCUUCAACGAAUACACGAACUAUGACUUUGACAGUUGUGAGUACUGAUGGAAGUAGCCAACCAUCUCCAUAUACCAUUUUUGUACCAAAGUAUGGAAAGUGUGAAGAUCUUACCCAAGCUUUAAGCAUUGCAUGUUCAUUGGGGAUUGAUGAGACACUCUUGUUAGCAGAGGUAUACAAUAACCGCAUUAUACGAUAUCUGGAGGAGCCAUCUGAUUCUUUAUCAUUAAUUAGAGAUGGUGACCGAUUGGUUGCUUAUCGAUUAAAGAGGGAAUUGGACAAUGUCCCAUUGGUUGUAUUUAUGCAUCAGCAUAUGGAGGAGCAGUAUAUCCUUGGGAAACACACUUCAAGUUGGAAGGCAUUUGGGAUUCCUCUUGUAGGACCAGUCUAUGAUCUCAUCAAUGGAUCUGGCAUCCACAACCUGUAUCUAAAGUUGCUUAGUCCAUUUCACGUACCAUUUGAUGAUAAUAAGGGCAAUUUGGAUACCGCAAUUUGCACUGCAAAUGAAGAAGUUACAGAAAUGGAGGAUAACAAUGGUUCUGCUUUAGAAGGAAAUGCAAGUUCUUCCACUCCAGAAGAGGCCAACUCACGCUCAAACAACGUACUACAGUUCUAUUUAACAGAUGAGAAGGGACUGGUCAAGGACAUGAUGAUUGAUAUGAAUGAGCCAGUACCAAUGCAAGGAGCGCCCAAACGGUUAAAUAUCCUUGUAUGUUGGCCUGAAAAACAGAUUGAGCAGUAUGAUAUUCGACUUCUUAGCUCAUUAUCAGAGGUUUACAAGUCUGGUUUUCUUGCAAAGAGACCCCAGGAAUCCGUCUCUUUGUACAAGUGUCUUGAAGCAUUUUUGAAGGAGGAACCUCUUGGACCAGAUGACAUGUGGUUCUGUCCGAGCUGCAAGAAGCACCGGCAAGCCAGUAAAAAGUUAGAUCUUUGGAGACUGCCAGAGAUUCUGGUUAUUCAUUUAAAGCGGUUCUCUUACACCCGAUAUAUGAAGAACAAGCUUGAGGCUUAUGUCGACUUCCCUGUUGAUGAUCUUGAUUUGUCAGCAUACAUUUCCUACAAGAAUGAUCAAUCAUCUAAUCGUUAUAUGCUUUAUGCUAUCAGUAAUCACUAUGGAAGCAUGGGAGGAGGUCAUUACACUGCAUUUAUCCAUUCCUCUCUUUUUCAUGUCCCCUGAACACACACAAAUAAACACUCAGAGAUUCUUGUCAUCACUGAACGAGUAAACAAUGGUCUAUAUUCUGGGUUGUGCAAAUAUAGUUUAUGUAGAUGAAGCCUUCGACCGUAUGACAGGGCAUGCUGCUCCAUGCAUGCAGAUGAAGUGACGUCAGGAAGGUCUUGUUUAAUGAGUUUAUCAUUUUUUGCACUUUAUAAUAAAGUUCGCUACUGGCCUCUAGCUGUAGCCAAAACUAAUAGCUUAACAUUAGUUCAGACUCUAAAAAAUAAGCCUGAAAGCAAUAGGUCAACAAGCUACAGUAUUUUACUUAAGAGUCUCAAAAAGUGACAUGAGGAAUAUCAGAAACAUGUUAGGAACCAUUGCACCAAAAGUCAACCCAAUCAAUACUCUUGCUAGUAAAGCAUUCUUUGCAUCUUUUCACCAAGUUGUACAUAUGCAGAUUGCUGCUAUUAGUCAGUAUCUGAAAAACCCUACUGCCUGCCUUUAGAAUAGCCGUGGGAAUAUCCUGUUUCAUGCAAGCUUGUGGUCAUAAAAGAUGCCCGGAAGUAUCCCAGCAACAGAAGCAUAAGAUCCAGCAAUAGCAGCAAAAUCUGUAAUCUGCAUGCCCUUCCUGUUUAUGACUACUUUUAAUCGUGUUAGCAGUACUAGACCUAUGCUUCUAGGCACCAUAAGAAUUUUUUCUUGCCAUUUUACUGGUAUGGUUUUCAUUUAGUCCAUGUUUUUGGGCGGAGGUCGGCGUAAAACAUUUGGUAAUGUGGCUGAGAAUUUCAUCAGCAUUCACAACCUAAGCAGUAGUUAGUAUUGCAACAUCUUAUUCUUUGUAGAAUUUCAUUGUCAUUUCUUUUGUAUGGAUUUGCAGCAAAUUGAAUACUUUUCCUGGAAAAAGAAAUAGGUUUUUGUUAUAUGACUAUAGCGCAAAAGGAUGAGGCUUAAUCUAACUCAUGACAGUUUAUUGUAUAUAUAUAUGACCUUAUGUAGUU